GGAAAUGUCUGAAAAGGUGGCAACCCAGAGAGAAAUUAUUGGAAACAAUAACAUAAAAGUGCCUUGCCUAGAAGUCGUUUGUUUUUUGUUUUGUUUAGUUUGUCGCCAUGUCUACGCUCAGUCGUCCAAAAUCCCCGCACACGCCCACAGCAAUCAAAAAGGGCGAAAAGGAAGACAGCUUCUGGGACAAAUUUAGUACAUUGGGACGCAAACGCGGCACCCGCGAAGUGAAGAAAAUCCAAGAGGAGGGCAAAUACGCGAUCGACUCGCCGGGAUCGCCCAACCAAUAUGACAUACCACCCGAGGACUAUGCUCUGCGCGAGCACGAGCAGCGCGCUGUCAUAGAUCCCCAGUCGAUCAACGAUCCAGAGGUGGUGAAACUGCAGAGAAUUCUGGUGGACUGGAUCAACGAUGAGCUCGCCGAGCAGCGCAUAAUAGUCCAGCAGCUGGAAGAGGACAUGUACGAUGGCCAGGUGCUGCACAAACUCUGGGAAAAGCUGACGGGCAAGAAGCUGGACGUACCCGAAGUCACACAGUCAGAGCAGGGCCAGCACGAGAAGCUCAACAUAGUCCUGAAGGCCGUUAACCAUACACUCGGCUUUCAUCAGAAAAUACCCAAGUGGUCAGUGGCCAGCGUGCACUCGAAAAACAUUGUGGCCAUUCUACAUUUGUUGGUCGCCCUAGUGCGUCACUUCCGAGCGCCAGUACGCCUGCCGGAGAACGUGUUUGUUACCGUGGUGAUUGCUGAGAAGAAUGCGGGCGUGCUGAAUGCUCAGAAAUUCCAGGAGCAAAUCACAUCCGAGUACGAUGAUCUGGGCAUGCGGUGUGAGAAGGAUGCCUUCGACACCCUGAUCGACUGUGCCCCGGACAAGCUGGCCGUGGUGAAGAAGUCCCUGAUUACGUUCGUCAACAAGCACCUGGCGAAGCUUAACUUUGAGAUAACCGACUUGAACACGGACUUUCGUGAUGGCGUCUAUCUCUGCCUGCUGAUGGGCCUGCUUGGUGGAUUUUUUGUGCCGCUGCACGAGUUUCAUUUGACGCCCCAGGAUCCAGACCAAAUGGUCAACAAUGUAGCUUUCGCCUUUGACCUGAUGCAGGACGUGGGCCUGCCCAAGCCGAAGGCCCGGCCAGAGGACAUUGUCAACAUGGACUUAAAGUCCACAUUGCGCGUCCUCUACAGUCUGUUCACCAUGUUCAGGGACUACGCCUAAGCCUAAGUCAUUUACCCCACACCACCACUUUUACUCUACAUUUACAUACAUUUUAUUAUAAUUUUUUUUAAAUGUUUACACGAGUAAUUAUUUAUGUGUAUUGCCUAACCAUUGUCAGCUGCUCAGCUGCUUCUCCCCUCCCCGGCCAGUUGUUGUUAACUUGUCUUUACAAUGCCGUAGUUGUUACUAAAUGAAUUUUUACAUUGUAUCGUAUUAAUAAUAAUAAACUGAAAGUGUGCCUUUUGAUUAAUAACA
Drosophila pseudoobscura is the source of this 1466-nucleotide messenger RNA. RefSeq names its product beta-parvin (gene parvin). Gene Ontology annotation, biological process: actin cytoskeleton organization; establishment or maintenance of cell polarity; substrate adhesion-dependent cell spreading. The record is from RefSeq and is a predicted model, not a curated record. The coding region runs from base 108 to 1211 and encodes 367 amino acids. The transcript is spliced from 4 exons. Lineage: Eukaryota; Metazoa; Arthropoda; Insecta; Diptera; Drosophilidae. Gene Ontology annotation, molecular function: actin binding. Gene Ontology annotation, cellular component: cytoplasm; focal adhesion; actin cytoskeleton.